AUGCUGGACCUAAGCUCCGGGUGGAACCUGUCCUUCGCGGGCUGUGGGUUCCUGGGCAUCUACCACAUCGGAGUAGCGAGCUGCCUGCUGGAGAGAGCCCCGUUCCUGGUGCGAGGAGCGGGGAGAAUCUAUGGAGCUUCUGCCGGAGCUCUGACCGCCUCAGUGCUCGCCAGCCAGGCGUGCAUCGCAAAGUGCUGUGAGGAUGUGAUCGAGGUGGCCAAAGAGGCCCGCCGCCGCAGCCUGGGCCCCCUGCACCCGGGCUUUAACCUGGUGAAGGUCCUGAAGAGCGGCCUGUCCCGGGACCUGCCCACGGACGCUCACCUCCAGGCCUCAGGCCGCCUCUGCGUCUCCCUCACCCGGGUCUCAGACGGACAGAACGUCCUGGUCUCUACCUUCAGCUCCAGGGAGGAACUCAUACAGGCGCUGGUGUGCAGCUGCUUCAUCCCCGUCUACUGCGGCCUGAUCCCCCCGUCCUACAGAGGAGUGCGGUAUGUGGACGGGGGCAUCAGUGAUAACCUGCCUCAGUCCGAGCUGAAGAACACCAUCAGUAUCUCUCCGUUCUGUGGAGAGAGUGACAUCUGUCCCAGAGACAGCAGCAGCAGCAGUUUCCACGAGCUGCGCUUCACCAACACCAGCAUCAACCUCAGCCUGGGCAACCUGCACCGCCUCAGCAAGGCACUGUUCCCCCCAGAGACACAGGUCUUGGCUGAGAUGUGUCAGAGCGGAUACAAAGACGCUCUCCGUUUCCUGGAGGACAACAACCUGCUGGUGCUGGCCCAUCCCUCCUCCGGACCCUCCCCCUCCUGCUCCUCCUCCUCCUCCCCCUCCUGCUCCUCCUCCUCCUCCCCCUCCUGCUCCUCCUCCCCCUCCUGCUCCUCCUCCCCCUCCUGCUCCUCCUCCCCCUCCUGCUCCUCCUCCUCCUCCCCCUCCUGCUCCUCCUCGGACCCUGACGUCAGCUGCUGUUGUGCCCAGACCGAGAGCACCAGAGAGUGGCUCCUUCGCAGACUCAAACUCCUGGGAAAACAGCACUGGUGGUUAGACCAGAACCUGCAUCUGCCCAGGAGCAUCAAGAGAGUGUUCUGUGAGGCCUGUCAGGACCGGGGUCUGGUCUCCACUGUGUCUGGGACUCUUCCAGUGCGAGUGGCGUCCUACAUGUUGCUGCCGUAUACACUCCCAGUGCAGUCUGCAUACUCUGCUGCUCAGAGGUUCAUGGAGUGGAUACCAGAUGUUCCCGCUGACGUGCGCUGGAUCUUUGGGAUGGCAGGAGAUGUGUAUCGACAGAGAAGAGGAGAGACCAGUGACAGGAGCCUGAGGAAGUGCCUGAGUGCGCCUCCUCUCGGCACAGAGCGCCCCCUGGAGGUGAACCCUCUCCCUACUCUCUCCUCUUUGGACCUCCACGGGAACUACUGGGAGAUCCCCCACUCCCCCCCUCCCCCCAGCGCCUCCCCUCUCCUGUCAGCCUCACCCCAGCAGCUCUGCUUCUUUGUGGGAUCGCGGGACGACGAGGAGGCGGCUGAGUGA
This is a messenger RNA of Knipowitschia caucasica, 1521 nucleotides long. The record is from the annotation of a GenBank genome assembly. NCBI's taxonomy places the organism in Eukaryota, Metazoa, Chordata, Actinopteri, Gobiiformes, Gobiidae.